Saccostrea echinata is the source of this 759-nucleotide messenger RNA. RefSeq lists its product as uncharacterized. The coding region runs from base 1 to 759 and encodes 252 amino acids. Gene Ontology annotation, molecular function: carbohydrate binding; protein binding. Lineage: Eukaryota; Metazoa; Mollusca; Bivalvia; Ostreida; Ostreidae. The transcript is spliced from 3 exons. The record is from RefSeq and is a predicted model, not a curated record.
AUGAAACCAUUUCCAUUAAUCACUUUCCUUCUUUUGCCUUUGAUGGGAGUGACAAAAGUCUCGGACCAGUCUUUCGCUCUUUGUGGUGACCAGAAAGGCUUUAUACGAUGUGCCAAUGGUACAAAGAUACAGAUUGUUUCUGCUAAUUAUGGUCGAACAGAUCAGCAUGUAUGUCCCGGGAAUAAUACUAAUACAAACACCUGUCGGUCAAAGACCUCUGAAAUCAAAGUCAAAUGGAACUGUAAUGGAUACAGAAUGUGUCACCUACAUGCCUCAAAUAAAAUCUUUGGAGAUGAAUGUCCAAAUUACAGUAAAUAUUUAGAAAUCACCUAUCGGUGUGUUCAGGAGUCAAAAGCACUUUCAGAAGGAAAAUCCUUCAUAGCUUUCCACGCAUGUACUCAUAGGACCCUACACUUUCAUAGGAAUACUCCAACCAACAUUGUAUAUGACGGUGCUUAUUUCAAUAACGGGAGCGCAUACGACACUCACUCCGGAUUUUUCACUGCGCCAUCUGACGGACUGUACACCUUUGCUUGGUCUAGUUUGGUAGGGGGACGAAAAAUAUUUAACUCUGAAAUUUGCGUUAAUAGUUAUAGGAAAGGAUUGCUAGGCUGUAACAAUGAAGAUAAUCCAGGGCUUCAGUCUUGCUCUAAUACUGUACCACUAAUUUUGAAAUCCGGCGACAGAGUUAAUAUUCGUUCUAUUACAGGAAAUAAUUUGUUGCCGUUUUAUUCAAGUUUUCAGGGAUGGAAAAUUUGA